This is a messenger RNA of Clunio marinus, 2289 nucleotides long. The record is from the annotation of a GenBank genome assembly. NCBI's taxonomy places the organism in Eukaryota, Metazoa, Arthropoda, Insecta, Diptera, Chironomidae.
UGAUUUGUCAAAAAAACAAAUAUAAAGUAAAUUUUUAGUGAAAAUUCCCACGAUAAUUGAAUGAGUUUGUUGAACAUAAAACGUAAUUAGAGUUCACGAGUUCACAACAAAUAUCUAAUUCUUUUUCUCAAAAAAUUACAAAUUGAUUUUUAUCGAAGACUAAUUUAAAAGCACAUGUGAAGUUACGCAAUAAGUUUUAGUAUCGAAACAGCUAAUAAAACAUACCGUCACUGUUUUUAUCUGUUGUUAAAUUAUCUAACAUUGUUGAUAACAACACAAAUGUUUGACGCUAGAAAGUUAUGUUUAGUGAUAAAUAAUAACAAAUUGCUUUGAUUCAAAGCUAUUCAAGUUCAUGUCGAUAUUGAUUUUCAAAAUUUUAAAUAAAAGAAAAAUUAUUAAGGUGCAGAAAUUAUAAAAAAAAAUAUUGCAAAACAGUAAAUUGGAUAGAAAUUCCAUUUGUCGCUUGAAUUCAUCGUCAGCACAAGAAUUUCCUCCCCUCAUCACAUUAUAUUGUUGGCACGCGUGACAUUUUCUACGGUUGCAUUUUUGUGUUAAAUAAAUUUUAUUGUUUGCUGACACGUUGAAAAGCUAUGAAAACAGUUUUCAGUGCAUUUCAAAGAGAAUUUUAGAAUUUGAAAGACAAGACAAUGGGAAAAAUGGAGAAAGACGAAGAUAAUGGAAAGAGCGUUGGCCUUAAACGCGAAAUGGGUCUUAUAGCUGCAGUGAAUGUUAUUCUUGGUGUCAUGAUAGGAAGUGGAAUUUUUGUAUCACCACAAGCAGCAUUGCGAUAUUCUGGAAGCAUUGGAGCUUGCAUUGUUGUUUGGACAGUAUGCGGUUUUAUCUCUUUGAUAGGAGCUUUAUGUUUUGCAGAACUUGGAACAGUUGUACCGAAGAGUGGGGCGGAAUAUGCUUAUCUAAUGGAGGCAUUUGGGAAACGCCACAGAUUUUUCGGUCCACUUCCAGCUUUUCUUUGUGCGUGGGUUUAUGUCAUGGUUUUACGGCCUGCAGAAAUUGCUGUGAUUAUUCUUACAUUUGCUGAAUACUCAAUACAACCAUUGAAUAGUCUUCCAAACAUGUCGCAAUUGUCUGAGUCAGAUCUACGAAACAUCACUAAGUUGGUUGCAUUGUUAGCUUUGGGAAUCAUCACUUACAUCAAUCUCGUCAGUGUAAAACUAUUCGUAAAAAUCAACAACAUUUUCGGGGUUUGCAAAGUGCUUGCUUGUCUUAUUGUAAUCUUUGGUGGAAUUUAUGAGAUUGCGAUUGGAAAUACACAAAAUUUAAAAAGUGGAUUUGAAGGGACAAACUUUAAUUUUGGUCACAUAGCUUUGGCAUUUUAUAGCGGUCUUUGGAGUUAUGAUGGUUGGAGUAGUGUCACAGCAAUAACAGAAGAAAUUAAAAGACCUGAAAAAAACAUUCCACGAUCAAUUUUGAUAGCUGUACCGAUAGUAACUGGGCUUUAUGUCUUCAUGAAUAUCGCCUACAUGACAGUGAUGGAGAAGACUGAAAUGAUUAACUCAAUAGCAGUCGGAAUCACGUUUGGUGAACGUGUUCUUGGAUCUUUUUCAUUUCUUAUUCCAUUAGGAGUUGCGUUGUCAACAUUUGGCUGUGCUUUAUCAAUUCAAUUUGGUGUAACUAGGCUUUGUUUUGUAUCAGCAAGAGAAAAUCAUAUGCCAAAAGUUCUUUCAUACGUUCAUGUCACUCGUUCAACACCAGCUCCAGCUGUUUUCCUGCAAGGAAUGCUUGCAUUAAUCUUCUUGGUUGUUGGCGACAUUGCACCCCUCAUUGAGUUUGCUUCCUUUUUAAUAUGGUUCUUUUAUGGAACUGCAAUGCUUGCACUUUUGAUGAUGAGAGUAACACACGCAAACACUCAUCGUCCUUAUAAAGUUCCAAUCAUCUUACCAAUCUUCACAUUAUUCGUGUCAUUGUUUUUAGUCAUUACGCCAAUGGUUAGCGAACCAGAUGUCAAAUAUUUUUCAGCAUGUGGUUUUAUUUUAUUAGGAAUUGCUGUGUACAUUCCUUUGGUUUACAUGAAAAUGCGACCGAGAUUGAUGGAUAAAAUAACACAUUUAACUCAAUUAUUUUUCCUAGCAGCUCCAACAUCAAUGGAAGUGGAGGAAAAAGUUUUAUGAGAAUAUUUUUUAUAAUUUAGAAAAUUCUGUUUUGGUUUUAAAACUUCAUAAUGGAUUUUUUUAAUUUUGUUUUUAACAUUUUAAAGUGUUCAUUAAAUGGAAAACAUUAUUUAAUGUACAAUAAAUUAUUCAUAAAUUUUAUAAUAAAAGGAAAACUUGA